Molecule: messenger RNA, 586 nt
Organism: Daktulosphaira vitifoliae (grape phylloxera)
Lineage: Eukaryota; Metazoa; Arthropoda; Insecta; Hemiptera; Phylloxeridae
Exons: 2
Coding region: 44-586 (180 amino acids)
Source: RefSeq, a predicted model, not a curated record
AAGUGGGUUAUUCGAUAAUUUUUUACAUUUUAUAGGGAAAACAAUGGAGAACAUGCGGAAACGCAUCCUCAUUGAGCUAAUCUCCAGUCCCGAACGUCUAAGCAAGCUCGUAAACCAACCAACCUUCAACGACUGUAUCAAAUACGGUGAAAGGUUGUGCGCCGUCAUAAUGGACACAAAGAUGGUCAAGUUUAUCAAACCAAUAUACGUCGGUUUAGCAGUGCUUGACAUUAGCAAGACGCUAAUGUACAAGUACUUCUACGACGUAUUGAAACCACAUUAUGGCAGUGCAAUCGAAUUGGUUUACAUGGAUACUGACUCCUUCAUAUACCUGCUCAGAGUAGGCGACUUCUACCAGGAUUUAGCUGGUAGCCCCGAUUUACUUGUGCACGUGGACGCAUCUAGUCUGCCCAAGGAUCACCUUUGUUACUCCACCGAUAGAAAGAAGAUGCCCGGCUUGUUUUCAGACGAGACCAGUGGCCUCGCUCUCUUUGAGAUUNCGAGACCAGUGGCCUCACUCUCUUUGAGAUCGCUGCACUUCGAUCAAAGUACUACGCAUUUGACAUGGAAGGCAGCGAACUCAUAA